This is a messenger RNA of Cokeromyces recurvatus, 3611 nucleotides long. RefSeq names its product muts domain V-domain-containing protein. Gene Ontology annotation, cellular component: nucleus; MutSalpha complex. Bases 55 to 3513 code for a protein of 1152 amino acids. Lineage: Eukaryota; Fungi; Mucoromycota; Mucoromycetes; Mucorales; Mucoraceae. Gene Ontology annotation, biological process: mismatch repair. The transcript has 11 exons. The record is from RefSeq and is a predicted model, not a curated record. Gene Ontology annotation, molecular function: ATP binding; mismatched DNA binding; ATP-dependent DNA damage sensor activity.
AUCAUACGUGAUUAAGGCUUUUUUUUUUUAAGUGCAGAGAUCGUUUACACACUCAUGUCUAAUUCAAAAAGGCCAUCGCAACAAAGUUCUUUAUUAUCAUUUUUCAGUAAAAAACCUUCUGUAUCAACGAAUGGAAGUACAGCUCAAGAAGCUACCACAUCGAUUCCGAUAACAGAAAAAAAGCCAACAGAAGAGCCUACCAAAACACUAGCUGUCAAAGAACGAUCAUCAACGCAUUCUAAGAAAGAUAUAGAAGAAAAUGAAAUGGAUGUUGAUCAAUCAAGUGAUGAGGAUGAAAUCCCAAUAAUGUCAUCAUUGGGACGUACACGUAAAAGAGUAAAUUACAAAGAGUCUGACAACAGUGAUGUAGAAGAUUCACCAGAAAGUAAACCUACAGGAAAAAAGAAAAGGCUUGUUCGUAGAAUUGCUGACGAUGAUAGUGAUGAUGAUUUUAAACCUACAAAGGAAGAUAAUGUCGUCGAUGAAGAUGAGGAUGAAUUUAUGGACGACAUUCCAGAAGAGGAUAUUAUACAGGCAGAAAAGAAUAUCCUUAAAAAACCACCAAUGACACCUUUAGCUGAAAAAUUCAAACAUAUCUCUGUUGAAUCACCUUCAAGAAAUAUCAAAAGAACACCAUUUGUAAAUGCAUUUUCUAGAAUAACAUCUAAAUCUGAAAAAAGCCAGGAUAGAAUGCAAAAAUUUAAAGAGAAAAAUGAAGAAAGAUAUUAUUGGUUACAAGAUAUAAAAGAUGUAGAUGGUAAUCGUAUUGGUACGGCAGAGUAUGAUCCUAGAACAUUAUAUAUUCCCAAAUCUGCUUGGGACAAGUUUACCCCUUUCGAAAGACAAUAUUGGGAAGUGAAGCAUAAACAUUGGGAUACAGUUGUCUUUUUCAAAAAGGGAAAAUUUUAUGAGCUUUAUGAAAAGGACGCAGAUAUUGGUCAUACGCAAUUUGAUUUAAAAAUGACAGAUAGAGUUAAUAUGCGAAUGGUUGGUGUACCUGAAAUGUCAUUUGAUUACUGGGCUGCACAAUUUAUUGCAAAGGGUUAUAAAGUAGCUAAAGUGGAUCAAAUGGAGACAGCUAUUGGUAAAUCAAUGCGUGAAAAGAGUGAUGGCAAGACCAGUAAAGCAGAUAAAGUGAUUCGCCGUGAAUUAACUUCAGUCUUAACAGCCGGUACUCUGGUUGAUGCUGGUUUACUUACAAAUGAAUUAGGUACCUAUUGUAUGUCUAUUAAAGAACAGUGCGAUAUGGAUGAUAAAAUUCCUCCCAAGUUUGGUAUUUGCUUUGUUGAUACCUCAACCGCAGAAUUUAAUCUUGUUCAUUUUGAAGAUGAUAUUCAUCGUACUAAAUUUGAAACCCUUAUUAUGCAAAUUAAACCUCGCGAACUAGUAACCGAAAAAGGUGGCCUUUCUAAAGCUACGACUCGUAUGUUGAAAUCUAUUUUAAAUGAACCUCUUUGGAAUAAAUUACAGCCUGAAACUGAGUUUUGGGAUGCCCGUAUUACAGAAGAUGAAAUUAAUAUUAAUGGAUAUUUUGAUAUAAAAGAGAGUAAUGAACAUCUGACUAUUGCAAUGAAAGAAGCUCGACAGGACCCUUUACUCAUGUCUGCUUUUGGUGGCUUAAUUUGGUAUCUUCGUACUCUUAAAUUAGAUAAAGAAUUAUUAUCAGCUAAAAAUAUUCUAAUGUAUGAUCCAAUCCGACAAAGUACAUCUUUAGUACUUGACGGUCAAACAUUAGCUAAUCUUGAAAUCUUUCAAAACUCAUCUGAUGGUAGUACUGAUGGUACUGUUUUUAAGUUAUUAGCAAACAGUAUUACGCCUUUUGGUAAACGAUUGUUUAAACAAUGGUUAUGUCAUCCUUUACGCCGUAUUGAAGAAAUUAAUGCUCGUCUGGAUGCUGUUGAAGAUUUGAUGCGUUUAAGAGGAUUGCAUGAUACUAUAUCAAAAGAAAUGGCAUCUAUACCCGAUUUAGAGCGUCUUAUAUCUCGUAUUCAUUCAGGAAGGAUUAGAGUAAAGGAGUUCUUAGCUGCUCUACAAGGUUUUAAGACUACAGGAGAAAUCAUUCGUACAAUGACCGAAAAUCGUUCCCAGUAUACAUCAGCAUUACUGGGUAGAUUGAUUGAUCAGUUUCCUCAAAUAGGUGAAAAAUUAGACAGUAUAUUGAAGUCGUUUAUUAUAGCAGAGGUUGAUAUUGACUAUGGAAAGUCAAGAACAAUAAUACCUAACAGUGGUAUGAACAAUGAAUGGGAUACUAUUAAUCAACAAAUUAAAGAUAUGGAAGAAGAGUUUAAUCGUCAUUUAUUUAAAGUCAAGAAACAAUUAAAAUGCUCUACUAUUACAUAUAAAGAUCUUGGUAAGGAUAUUUAUCAACUUGAAGUGCCUAAAAACAUUUCUGUACCACGUGAUUGGGAUCAACUUUCCACUACUAGUAAAGUAUCGCGCUAUUGGGAUAGUACAAUCAAACGUAUGGUGAUAGAAUAUAAAGAACUUUUAGAAACUAAAAAUGCAUUUGUGAAAAAGUUUGUGUUACAAGUGUAUGCUUCAUUUGAUGAAUCGUAUGACAUGUGGUUAAAUGCUGUUCAAAGUAUUGCACAGUUGGAUGCAUUAAUGGGCUUAGCAAAAGGAUCUUUGAAUAUGGGAGAACCUGCUUGUAGACCUAUUCUUUUGGAUCAAGAAAAAAGUGUUAUUGAAUUUGAAGAACUUCGUCAUCCAUGCGUGGUGCCAGGCGUUGCUACAGACUUUAUCCCAAAUGAUGUCGGUUUAGGUGGUGAUCAAGCAAGUGUUAUUGUUUUAACUGGUCCUAAUAUGGGUGGUAAGUCUACGCUAUUAAGACAAACAUGUGUAGCCAUUAUUCUCGCGCAAUUAGGAGGUUAUGUUCCUGCUCGCUCCUGUAGAUUGACGCCAUGUGAUCGAAUCUAUACCCGUAUAGGCGCAAAUGAUAAUAUCAUGGCAGGACAGUCAACGUUUAUGGUUGAAUUAGCAGAGACAUCAAAGAUUUUGAAAGAAGCCACUUCACGUUCAAUGGUCAUUUUAGAUGAGCUUGGAAGAGGAACAUCUACCUAUGACGGAUAUGCAAUUGCUUAUUCAGUUUUACAUCAUCUUUCAACACACAUUGGAUGUCUGGGUAUGUUUGCAACUCACUAUCAUACAUUAUGUAAAGAAUUUGAAAGGAAUCCAGAAAUUAAUAAUAUGCACAUGAGCUACAUGGUAGGCGAAGAUAAUCAUAGUAUUACAUUUUUGUACAAGUUAACACCCGGUAUAUGUGAGAAAUCCUUUGGUAUGAAUGUAGCUAUGAUGGCAGGUAUACCUAUGUCUAUUGUAGAAAGAGCUACUGAAAUAGCUGAAGAAACAGAGAAGGUGCAUCAUUCGAAAGAUACCACUUAUGCCAAUAUAAAGGAUGAUAAUGUAAAUAUUACUCCUGCUAUUAUUGCUGAUUUACAAUAUAUCUGGUCCAACAAAAGAGAAAAGUUACCUACCCAGCGUAUUCUUUCCAGUUUCCAAAACAUACAUGUGUAACCAAGAUAUUUAUUGUACAUAUUUCGAAAGCAUUUAUUAUAGAUAAUAAAACUGUUUCUUUUUUCUUUAUAUACUAUAGUUUUUUUUUUAAUGUAUAG